Trichomonas vaginalis G3 is the source of this 570-nucleotide messenger RNA. RefSeq lists its product as uncharacterized. NCBI's taxonomy places the organism in Eukaryota, Parabasalia, Trichomonadida, Trichomonadidae. The record is from RefSeq and is a predicted model, not a curated record. The transcript has a single exon. Bases 1 to 570 code for a protein of 189 amino acids.
AUGCUUGCAGUUUUUUGUCUAUUAACUCAGGCAAAGCAAUAUGGUAUAAUCCAUCAUCCUAAGCAAGCCAGUAAUCAGCAUCCAUAUCUUGUCACUGGUGGAAAUACGCCUUUCAUCCUUCAUGACAGAAGAGUUGGAAAUCUUGAAAGAGAUUAUUCUACAACUGAUCUAAAUUCUAUUGUCGAUCAAGUAUCUAACGAAUUCGGUCUUGAAAGAGAUAGAGUUCAAAAUUACUUUAGUCGUUCAAAAUGGGCAUCAUAUGCCAAACAACUCUUCAACAGAUUAGAUUUCAGUUUCGAUACAAAUGGAUACAAAGUUAUAACUUUGGGUGGAACUGUUAUUAAAAUUACCAAGUCAAAUGGCGUUUAUAAUGUUAAUUGCCGCAAAGCUGAUGUUACUUCAAAGCUCCUCCGUGCUGACUGUCAAUUACGUAUGCAACAUCUUGAUUGGCGAUUUGAAUAUUGUUUGGCAAGAGUUAAUGUUCCUCUAAAUGGUCAAGAAAUCGCCCAAGUAUAUGAGAAGUUGAAUCACGAAAUCGAAGGUACCCUCAAUGCUUAUAAAAAUAUUUAA